Messenger RNA from Talaromyces marneffei, 1659 nucleotides. RefSeq lists its product as uncharacterized. The record is from RefSeq and is a predicted model, not a curated record. The transcript has 3 exons. Bases 1 to 1659 code for a protein of 552 amino acids. Lineage: Eukaryota; Fungi; Ascomycota; Eurotiomycetes; Eurotiales; Trichocomaceae. Gene Ontology annotation, molecular function: monooxygenase activity; iron ion binding; heme binding.
AUGGCGGGAGUCGUGGAUUCAUUUACUUCGACCACGCUUGAGGAUGGCAGGGUGCUUGGAGUGGCGUUUAUAGCCAUAAUGGCAGUUACGGUUCUUCUAGACAAAAUAAACCAGCAAUUCUCCUAUGAGCAUCAAUUUUGGAAGAGUCAGCCAUGGACCGGUCUACGGCCAGAGUUGUUCUCUGGAACAAGAGCAUACUUUCGGUCAUUUUUUACUGUUCGUGACAUGCUGGAUAAGGGAUACCACAACUACUCAAAGAGCAAAAUAUCAUUUGCUCUGCCUGUGUUUGGCGGGAAACCAUGGCUAGUUCUACCACAGGCUUCAGCGAAAGAUCUUAUUUCAAGAUCAGACUCGGAGUUGAGCUCUGAUGAUAUUCAUAUAGAGCAGCUGCAAGUCAAUUAUACACUUGGCUCCAAGGGCAUUCAUUUGAUGCGCCUUCCGUUACAAUUUGAUGUAUUGCGACGUCAGUUGACGCGGAAGCUGCCUCUGUUGACAGGCGCAGUCUAUGAUGAAUUGGAUAGAGGAUUUAAACAAUACUGGGGCACUGAUACCAUGAAUUGGGUUGAAGUCGAGGCAUUUCCUACUUGUCUUAAACUUGUCACCCGUGCAGCCAACAGAGUCUUUGCUGGCGAAGAAAUCUGCCGUGAUGAAGACUUUUUGGAGCAUUCUAAACUAUACACUCAAGGAUCUGUAUUUGUUGCUAUGGCGCUACGGCUCAUCCCAAAGUUUUUACGACCUCUAGCAUCUCCUAUCUUACAAUUGCGCAAUAACCAUCAUUUCCGUGUCUGUGCCCGGAUUUGUGUACCAGUUGUGCAACAGAGGAUUCGAAAUACAAGAGCCAAGCAAGAAGAUCCGUCCUAUAAAUGGGAACCUCCGGUUGAUACUCUGCAAUGGCUUGUAGAGGAGUGCAUAAAAGCUAAAGAUCCCAAGGAACUUGACCCGAUACUCAUUACACGUCGAUUAUUGCUCCUGAACAUGGUGGCAAUUCACACGACCUCAAUCAGUAUAACUCACGCGAUACUCAAUAUUAAUACAUAUGAGCAUUCCGAAGAAGUCAUUACUAGCUUGAGAGAGGAAUGCAAUCGCCUUCUUGGCGAGAAUGAUGGUGUCUGGACGAAGGCCGCCCUAAAUGAUGCCUUGCGCUUAGAUUCCACCAUCAGAGAAUCUAUGCGAUGCGACGACCUGGAACCCUUUUCAACCGGCCGCAUGGUAGUCCACCCUAACGGCAUUGAUAUCAACACUGCGGCUGGUAGCUCCAUACAUGUGCCUCAUGGGGUCACACUCUGUUUACCAUCACACGGAAUUCACCGUGACCCAGAGUUCUACGACUCGCCCCUAGAAUUUCAGCCAUUUCGUUUCUCUGAUCCACGAGAGAAGUUUCUGAAAUUACAAAUGAAGGCACAGACCGACAUGCAGACUGCACUUGACUUGAAGACCACGUCACUCGUUACAACCAGCGAUACCUAUCUCGCCUUCGGUCAUGGCAGACAUGCUUGUCCUGGCCGCUUUUUCGCGGCUCAAGAGAUGAAAUUGAUGUUGGCGUACGUACUUCAAAAUUAUGAUAUCGAAAAGUUGAAAGAGAAACCUCCCUCUACGAUGUUAAUGGGCACAAAUGUUCCGAACGAGAAGGCCAGGAUUCGAGUGAAAAAAAGAGCCUGA